Diversispora eburnea is the source of this 334-nucleotide messenger RNA. The record is from the annotation of a GenBank genome assembly. Lineage: Eukaryota; Fungi; Glomeromycota; Glomeromycetes; Diversisporales; Diversisporaceae.
AACAAAUAUUUACACAUGGAAUUUUUCGUAAAAUAUUACUUUUUGCAGAUAAUAUUUAUGAAAAUAUGGAUAAAACAAAAAAAGAACGAGAUAUUUUAAUGUCUCAAUUAUAUAAAUAUCGAAAAAGAUUAGCUCCAUUUGAUAUUCCUUUUAUUAAUAAUGAACUUCCUCAAGUUUGGUGGAUAUCAAUUGAAGAUUUUUUUGUUAAAAAUGAAGAUCAUAUUUAUAAACUUGAAAAUAUGCAAAAAUUAGUUGUAUUUUAUAUUUCUAAUAUAAAAAAAGAAUUACCAUAUUAUGGUAGUAGUAAAGUAACGGAAGAAUUACAAAAAAUAAU